This is a messenger RNA of Fibroporia radiculosa, 1272 nucleotides long. RefSeq lists its product as uncharacterized. Lineage: Eukaryota; Fungi; Basidiomycota; Agaricomycetes; Polyporales; Fibroporiaceae. Gene Ontology annotation, cellular component: endoplasmic reticulum; perinuclear region of cytoplasm; Golgi apparatus. Gene Ontology annotation, biological process: ubiquitin-dependent protein catabolic process; metal ion transport; positive regulation of protein ubiquitination. The transcript is spliced from 4 exons. The coding region runs from base 1 to 1272 and encodes 423 amino acids. The record is from RefSeq and is a predicted model, not a curated record.
AUGACGGCUGGCUAUGCCCCCCUCCCUAACCCUCGUUUUGAGCCGGAUGCUGAGCGCGAACUGGAGGAUGCUUUCGACGACGACGAGCAUAGCGAGCAUGCCCCUCUCACCCGCCAUAUAGGUCCCACAGAAUCACACUUCGUUCCUGCUACCCCGGGCUCGUAUGAUUUCGAGCGUGAGUACGACUACGAUUUGCCCCCUCCGGGCUCCCCUCCCGUUCCGACCGCCCUCGCGAUGCCCAACGACUUUGGGAACACUAACGGGAGUAUCCCCUUAUCUCCCGCCCGCCCUGAACCCCCGCGACCAUCGUUCUUCAGGCGUGCUGUGGGCGUACUGCUUCCCCAGCACUACGCCCGGAUACCCACUGAGCCGACGAGUAUGCGUACGAGGGGAGGGGGGGUAGAGAAUGAUGGCGUGUUUGCGAACGUGAUGGCCAAACCUGCGCGGUCGGUGGCAGUGACGAACGAGAAUGGAGAGUCCCUCAACGACCCCGAUGGCUAUAACAUUCUCUCGGAUGACUGCGGAUACUACACAUACUCUGAAGCCCAAGCCGACGCCGCCCCGGCGUACUGGGAGAUGACAGUCCACGCUCCCUCCGUCCUCGCCGCUGCCGGCGAAAUGAUCGUGGAUGACCUCCCGACGGGCUCGCUCAUCUUCUUCGUCUCAACCGCAUUCAUAUCCUACUUCUUCCAAUUCGUCGGCUUCGUCCUAACAUACCUGUUGCACACGACGCACGCGGCUAAAUAUGGAUCGCGCACCGGCCUCGGGUUGACCAUGAUCCAGUAUGGGUUCUACUCACGGACGGCCCAAGACGAGGGUGAGGGCGGCGUCGGCCAAGAGCUCAUCUACUGGAACGCAACGACGGGCCUACCUGUAGUCGUUAAGCAGGGCGAUGCAGGUCCGGCGCUGUUUUCCAAUGAGACAUACAUGGACAUGUCGCCGUCCGAGAUGGGUGCAACGUCCCGAGACUGGAUGUCUAUUUUGCUUAUCCUUCUAGGCUGGUUCCUCGUUCUAUCCUCUAUCGUUAAUUUUUACCGUGUCAAGCGUUGGGAGAAAUCUAUCCGAGACGCUGCGGAGCCCCCACCCCAGACCCCUGCCGAGCAAACACAGCACGACGCGGACAUUCGUCGCAACAUCGAGCGCGUGUUCGGAAUAUUCGACUACAAUCCGGAGGAUGGUCACGAAAAUCGGCGCGUGGAGGAAACGCCCGUACCUCUGUCCGAGGCGGAGGAAAGACUGCGUCGGGAUCUGCGCGCAGCAGGAUUAAUGUAG